Messenger RNA from Diabrotica virgifera virgifera (western corn rootworm), 1647 nucleotides. It is a transcript of the gene Cpap3-d2, whose product is annotated as protein obstructor-E-like. Lineage: Eukaryota; Metazoa; Arthropoda; Insecta; Coleoptera; Chrysomelidae. Gene Ontology annotation, cellular component: extracellular region. Gene Ontology annotation, molecular function: chitin binding. The record is from RefSeq and is a predicted model, not a curated record. Bases 174 to 947 code for a protein of 257 amino acids. The transcript is spliced from 4 exons.
GUUGGCCAGUCGAUGAUUCGCCCGUUUGAAAAGAGGAAGAACUUACAAGAUAUCUUCAGUGAGGAAGAAGUCUUUUGCCGGCAAAGAGCCCGUGUUUGUAUUUGGCAUUCGCUAGCUAGUACCAUAGUACCAUUAGUACGGUGAGUUGUGAAAGGUUCGUUCGACUCAGGAAAAUGAAGACGGUUUUUUGUGUGGUGGCGCUUGCGCUUUUUGGUUAUGUCAGCGCUCAAAAAGGAGCUCAAGAAGAUCCUUGUAAAGUAAAGUCAAGAGUUGUCGGCGAUAUCACGUACUGCGAUAGAUACUGGGAGUGUGUGAACGGUCAACCAGAAUUGUACGAUUGUCCAAACGGUCUGGUGUUUGCAGGCAAAAACAAAGGUGUUACUGAAGGAUGCGAUUAUCCUUGGAGGUCGAACUAUUGCGACGGGAAGCAACAAGCAAAUCCACCAAUCGGAACCGAACAUUGCGGAUGGCUGUAUGGUAUUUUCGGACACGAAACGUCCUGUACCAGAUACUGGACGUGUUGGAAUGGAACCGUGGUUGAACAAUUCUGCAUUGGUGGUCUUCUAUACAACGAAAAAACCCACUCUUGCGAUUGGCCCGAGAAUGUAGAAGGAUGUCAAAAACAUCCCCUCUGUAACGACGACCCCAACGGAAACGUACCAUUAGGAAAAUCCUGCAACAGAUACUGGCAAUGCCAAGGAGGAUACCCAAGACUCCAAAGGUGCCCCGCUAUGUUGGUAUUCGACCGACAUGCUUUAAGAUGCGUCGUACCCCCCACUGACGACUGCGACAUUCCUUCCACAAUCCCACCACCACUUCCAGAAGAAGAUGAACUCGACAACAUCCCCCAAAAUAAUCCCAACAACAAAGGCAAGAACGACUUCCCGAACCUACCCCCUGGAGCCAUUCCUGUACCUGACAAAAACCAGAACAGGCCUAGGAACUAAGUAGUAGUAGGGAUUUAGUUAUUUAGUUAUGUUUUUGAGUUUUUUUGUGUAUGUGUGAACUAAGUUGUAAAUGUUGAAGUUAAGUAGAUACGAGUCAGGUGAGUGUGUGAUUUUAUGACAAGAAUGGUUAGAAAAACCACGAACUGUUUAGAAUUGUGAAGAUAUAGUUCAUACCAAGCCCUUCUUUCAGUGCGUCAUAGUUUAUCGAAUUCUCUCUAAUGCAUCAAGUGGCAAGUGACAGAAAAAAACGUACGCCCGUGAUUAUUAUACAUUAAGCUCAAAAUAUUAUGUUUCCGUUGACAUUUAGUUGCAUGACUUUCACAAUGUCAUGGAGUAAAAUUAUAAUUGUCAUUAUAGGUUAGUAUAUUUCGACAUUUUAUAGUGAAAAUUUUAUUUUAUAUUUAUUCAUUUUUUAUUAAAAUAUUUUAAAUUAAUAUUCAGGCAAAUAUGUAUUUAUGUAGGUACCUAUUUAUUGGCUUGCAUACUUAAAUAGGUAAAUAUUAAUAUUCUGUCAAUUGUCAGAUUUAAAUAAAGUGUCAUGCAAUUAUUUUCGACAUUGUUAAAAUCGUAUAUGACGUCAAAAUUAAUGACACACUGAAAGAAGGGUUUGGUAUGAACUAUAAAAUUGUAUUGUUGUGUAUACGUAACAUAUAAACAACGUGUGUACCUUAUUAAAAUAAACUUUACAAAAAAAGUAUAA